GCUGGGGCGAUGGUCGAGGACGCGGACCCGGAUGAGUGGGAGUCGGUCGAGCUGGAGGAGUCGAACGGCGACGUCGUGCUGAUGGAGCCCAUGGAUGAGGGCAUCAGCAUCGAUCAGGCUUCAAACCUGGCAGAAGCCCUUCGAAGGAUGGUGGUGGACGAGCGCGCGACGGUCGAGGAGCUGAGGGAGCACAUAGGUCGGCUUCGUGAUGGCGAAGCGCCAGAUGCGCA
Messenger RNA from Effrenium voratum, 230 nucleotides. Lineage: Eukaryota; Dinophyceae; Suessiales; Symbiodiniaceae. The record is from the annotation of a GenBank genome assembly.